GAAAGAGCGCGAAAUGCGACCUUCUGAUGCUCGGACUGGACAAUGCUGGCAAGACGACCAUUCUCAAGCGGAUCAACGGGCAGGACAUUAGCGAGACGUCGCCCACCCUCGGAUUCAACAUCGAGACUCUUGAGUACAACGGAUACCGCCUGAAUGUGUGGGACGUGGGCGGCCAAAAGUCAAUCCGAUCAUACUGGCGCAACUACUUUGAGAGCACUGACGGCAUUGUCUGGGUCAUCGAUAGUGCUGAUCCGCGCCGCUUCGAGGACUGCAAGAGAGAGCUUCAUGCGCUCUUGCAAGAAGAGCGACUGGCAGGUGCGUCGUUGCUGGUCUUUGCAAACAAGCAAGAUAUUGCCGGCGCCAGUUCGCUGGAAGAAAUUUCACAGGCGCUCGCAUUGUCGGGAAUCGCGUCUCACCACCACUCGCUCCAGCGGUGUAGCGCAGUCACUGGAGAGCACCUUCUGGAGGGCAUUGAGUGGAUCGUGCAAGACAUUGCCUCGCGAGUGUUUGUCAUGGAGUGAGAUUUGGCCCAAUUGUCGUUCGUCGCGCCAUGCAGCAGCUCAUAACACUUGCAGAUGUAGAGUAUUGUAUAUUAUAUGUUAACAAUCAGAUCCAGAGGGCAACAGAGAUGCUUGCUUUGUUCACAACGACGCCAAUGCAUCCAGCGUGGUGUCAAAUGCGUUUUUGCGCUGU
Messenger RNA from Capsaspora owczarzaki ATCC 30864, 693 nucleotides. RefSeq names its product ADP-ribosylation factor. Gene Ontology annotation, molecular function: GTP binding; GTPase activity. Gene Ontology annotation, biological process: protein folding. The coding region runs from base 27 to 521 and encodes 164 amino acids. The transcript has 5 exons. Lineage: Eukaryota; Filasterea; Ministeriida; Capsasporidae. Gene Ontology annotation, cellular component: microtubule cytoskeleton; cytoplasm. The record is from RefSeq and is a predicted model, not a curated record.